AUGGAAAGGCCAAGGCAGUGUGGACUUUCAGUGUUGCAAAUUGUUGAGGGUUUUUGUGGGGUGGAGGCUUUGUUUUCCAUGGCUGCGGUUGCUGAGAUUCCCGCCGAUGCCAACAAAAUGGACUCAAAACCUAAGGCUGAAUCUGAAUUCAGUGUUCAGAAGCUGGUUGACAUGUUCACAAAGUUGAAUCCCUUGGCGAAGGAGUUUUUCCCUUCAACAUAUUCUCCCAAUCAUGAUCAUCGCCUUCAGGGCUUUAAUCAGCUCUCACCAACCCACUUUCUGGUCAACUCUAAGCCCUCUGCUAAUGAGAAUUUCCCGAACAAUCGAAGGAGAAGAAAUGGUUUUAACCAAGGAAGGAGGAGGGUGAGUGGAAGAUCACUAAAGGCUCAGAGAGAAGAUAGCAUUAGAAGAACAGUUUAUGUUUCUGAUAUUGAUCAGCAUGUUACUGAGGAGCGGCUUGCAGCCUUAUUCAGCAGUUGUGGACAAGUAAUUGAUUGCCGCAUUUGUGGCGACCCACAUUCAGUUCUCCGUUUUGCUUUUGUUGAAUUUGCAGAUGAGUAUGGUGCUAGGACAGCUUUAAACCUUGGUGGUACUGUGCUUGGAUACUAUCCAGUGAGGGUUCUUCCUUCAAAAACUGCCAUUCUUCCUGUGAAUCCUACAUUCCUCCCUAGGUCGGAUGAUGAGCGCGAAAUGUGUGCCCGGACUGUCUAUUGUACAAAUAUUGAUAAGAAGGUUUCUCAAGCUGAAGUGAAGAAUUUUUUUGAAUCGGCUUGUGGCGAGGUUACGCGCCUGAGGCUUUUGGGGGACCAUGUGCAUUCGACUCGAAUUGCUUUUGUAGAAUUUGCAAUGGCUGAAAGUGCCAUUAUUGCACUUAACUGUAGUGGGAUGCUCUUGGGAACCCAGCCUAUAAGGGUAAGUCCUUCAAAGACUCCAGUGAGGCCAAGGGUCACUCGUCCGGCAUCUCAUUAG
Molecule: messenger RNA, 969 nt
Organism: Sphenostylis stenocarpa
Lineage: Eukaryota; Viridiplantae; Streptophyta; Magnoliopsida; Fabales; Fabaceae
Source: the annotation of a GenBank genome assembly